Chelonoidis abingdonii (Abingdon island giant tortoise) is the source of this 5023-nucleotide messenger RNA. RefSeq names its product AMMECR nuclear protein 1 (gene AMMECR1). NCBI's taxonomy places the organism in Eukaryota, Metazoa, Chordata, Testudines, Testudinidae. The record is from RefSeq and is a predicted model, not a curated record. Gene Ontology annotation, cellular component: nucleus.
CGUGCUCGCCUCCCCGGCCGCACGGCGGCCCGCGUGCAUGGAGUAUGUGGUGUCGGUCCGAGAUGUGCUGCUUCUGCUUCGAUGUCCUGCUACUGUCACCUGGUACGCUACCAGCCCCGCGGGCCCCGCUUCACCAACGACCCCUAUGAGGUGGUUAUGAGAGCUGCUAUAUUUGAAUUACUUUAUAUUCUGCAAGGUUUUUGGAGGGCAAAGUCUUCCUCAACCAUAGCAGGUUCAUCAAAAAGAAAGAAAAAUAAAAUACAAAGUAAGAGACGUCUUAAACUGCCUCCUCAGUUCGUCAUCACUAGAAGAAGCCCGCUCUUUGUAACAUGGAAGAUUGGUCGAGAUAAACGAUUGCGUGGAUGCAUAGGUACUUUUUCAGCCAUGAACCUGCAUUCAGGACUCAGGGAGUACACACUUACUAGUGCCCUUAAAGAUAGCCGUUUCCCCCCAAUGACGAGGGAUGAGCUGCCACGGCUUUUCUGCUCAGUGUCUCUACUCACUAAUUUUGAAGAUGUAUGUGAUUACUUGGACUGGGAGGUGGGUGUACAUGGCAUUCGAAUAGAAUUCGUCAAUGAAAAAGGAUCAAAACGCACCGCCACCUACUUACCGGAGGUUGCAAAGGAGCAAGGAUGGGACCACAUUCAGACCAUAGAUUCCUUAUUGAGGAAAGGAGGCUACAAAGCUCCAAUUAGUAAUGAGUUCAGGAAAACCAUAAAACUGACCAGGUACCGUAGUGAGAAGAUGACCAUGAGCUACACAGAGUACCUUGCCCAUCGUCAGCAUCAUCACUUCCAAAAUGGCAUUGGGCACCCCCUUCCACCAUACAACCAUUAUUCCUGACACUGAGCCACAUGACCAGUCACUGGACCUCUCUGCAGACCUCUUCCCAGGAGACCCCGCCCCUUCCUGGUCUAGCUAUCUCUAUUACUGUACCAUUUUAUGAUGAUAGUUUCCGUUGCCACGUUGACGCUUCUCCUUGGUUGGUCAAGUUCAUCGUGGCAACGGGUGAGAAAACUGCAUUAUUACAAAGCUCUCAUAAUUCUUUUUUAUUGAGUCACUGCGGGGUUUUUUUGCAGCAUAUAUAACCCUUGUGUUUUUUAUAAAAUUUUAAAUUUAUACUACAUUAACAUUGAAUUAUAUCAAUCAAGUUUUCUAUGACUGUGGAUGGAAGGAAGACUUUAGUGUUUAAGGGUUACAAUUAGGGAUAUCCUUUUUUUGAGUAAGACAUUUGUUGCUGUUGCAUUAAUAGUUGUAACAGGGAAUGAAACAUAUCAGAGAUUCAGGUAUUAAGCAUACAUUCCCCACCAUUGUAGUAAAGGCUCUUUAUUUCAUGUAGUUAAAUACAUGAGCUUCAGAUUCAGUACUUACAGACAGAAUUUGAACGGUGAUAUUCCAGAUGAAGAGAAGCUGUUGCACCUAGCAUAAGAGGCAAUGAUGAUAGGAAGUAUUUCAGGAUCAGUUGAUCUAAUUGAUUACAGACUUAAAGUGCCAGAUCCAGCAGGGUACUAAGUGCCCUCAACUCUCAUUCUAUUAUAUUGGAAUUGAGAGUAUUCUGCCCCUCUCAGGAUCAGACACCAAAACAGUGUUUGUAAUGCAGAGAAGAGACUACUUUCUGACAUUCUCAAAAUAGGAGUCACUUUUGUUUUAAUAAUGGUUGGUGAACAGGCAGUGUUAUAUUAGGAAGAAAAUGGAUUUAGACUUUUGUGCCUUUUAACUAUAUUUAUGUCCUAGUCACACAAAAAUCAUAGGAAGAAUAUUAAAAGCACUGGACAGCUCUCUACUGAUCUGGUGUAAAUUAUUUUUUAAACUGAGAUUCUUUUAAGCAAGCAAAUUGUGAAAGAUUUUCUCUUCUCUCCCCAUCUUAUUCUUUUUUUUUAGUUUCCUAAGUUUUCUGAUGUCAUGAUUAGCCAGAUAACAGUUAACUGCUGUUUUAAGAAACAGUGUGUGUGUUGGAGAAAGAGCACAGGACAAAUAUGCCCUGAUUUCAGAUGUCUUCAUCUAUUACAGGAACAAUCCUGGAGAGUUGUAAGUACUGUGAAAUAGUUCUGGUAACUUUUGCGCACUAAGAGGAAGUAGAAAUCCAUUUAUUGUAUUGAUCAGAAUUUUUUGUUUUGUUCCAGCUGUAGUAAUGGAGAUGGGAUUUAUAAAAGAUAGGUGUGGUAGAGUAGCAAGACCUGAACAUUUUGGGGCCUAUUCUCUUCUUGCAGCUGUAGAACUCUCACUGGCUCUGGUAGUAGUUUACUGCAUAUUCAAGGGGAUAAUAUACCCCAUGCAUCAUAGAAAAACACCCUCUACAUACAGGUGAGUAAAAUACGUUAAGCAGAAAUCCCCAGAUAUUUCAAAUAUUGGGUGUGUGUGUAUAAAACAAAAUACAUAUUCUAAACAGAUAAGAGAAAAAAGAGAUGGCGCUAAUAAUACUUUUGCUGUAGCAAAUGGCAGACUGCUCGUUGAUAAUUCUAAAACUUGUAUAUUUUAAAAGAUCAUUGGGUAAAUUGUUACUGCUCACCUGUAAUAUGAGGCAGGUUUUGCUGGGUUAGUUUUAAGAUAGAAGGUCUUUGGUAUUCCUUCAUCCACAGCAGUUGAUGUCCAAAUGUUAACACUUUCAGUUGUGAUGCCUUAAUUUAUAAGCAAACAAAAGGGCCUGAAUAUUCAGUAGCCAAGAGAUAUGCCAAGCGGACACUGCAAAAAUCAAUAGAUGUUUAUAUAGAGGAUAUUUUGGAUGAUACUAUUGUCUUGUUUCUACUUGGGGAACAUUUUAAAGUGGAUUAGCUUUUAAGUGGAAACUGUAAACAAGUGGCUACUUGAUUGAAAGUUUUAUUUCUUGCCCUUAUAGGGAAACUGAGCACAAGCUGAAUAAUAUUGUCUGCUGCAAAAAAAAAAAAAAAAAAAAAAACCCUCUCCAACAGCACACAUCAUCUCGUUACAGCAUGCUCAUGCUUCUGUAUGAGCUCAUUGUUAGAAGUUUUUUAAAAGAAAUUAUAUAUAAAAAUAUAUAUGUAUUUAAAGGUGCUAAUCAACCUUGAGCAGGUCACGUGACUGGUCAUGCGGACUCUAAAAUCAUAUCAGAUUUUUAAAAAAUCCUCAAUAUAUGCAGAUGUUAUACAGAAUUUCUUACCAGUGUAAUAAUGAUAUACUGAUGAAAUAAACAAUCCUGCAGGUUUUGAAGGACAAGGUCAGCAAUACUUCCCAUCAUGGCUUGGGGGGGAAAAAAAAAGGAUAGUUUUGUCUCCUUUUUGUACACAGCAUAAUGCACAAUGAAUUUUUGUCUAUCUUUCAGUAGCUGUUGCUUAAAAAGAAUAGUUCAAAGAGUGUUAUACAAAUUGUAAUGGUGUGCUUGAAAAUCAAUUAAUGCCCAGGUCCUUCCGGACCACUGUCUUUAAAAAACUGUUACAGAUAUAUGGGUCAAUCAUAGAAAUACACUGUUUUUUCAUGCUUAGAAUAAUCAAGUCUAUCUACUGUGUUUCAGGGGCACCUAUCUCCUCAAUAUGUAAGUGCCGAGAAUGCUGUUGAUUAUGUUUAUAUACUUAUGGGUAUAUUUGAAUAAACAUACAUGUAUUUCACUCAGACGUGCCCUGGGACAAAAUAGGUCUGUUUUUCUAAACCUGAUCAAGAAUAGUGUGUGAAAUCAGUUUCACGAAUGUUCUUAUUUAACUACACUAAUAGCCUUUUAGAUAUAGUUCAGUGGAAAUAUUUUUAUGUUGGGUACUUUCACUGGAUUUUUUUAAGUUAACAUUUUAGCUUUAGAGAAACACUAAUCAGUUUGCUUUAUUCCUUUUUAAAAGGCUUGAAAUGUUACUUUGAAGCCUCUUCCUCAGAUCCAUGUGGUAUUAGCUGAGUUAGACAGCGAGCCCCUCUAACUCACACAUAAGUGGCCUUCCUUCUGCCCCACUGACUUCUCCCACCUCCACCCAAGUGCUAGACACAGCAGGUGGAGGGCACAGUAGUGAGUUUUGACCUCGUGUAUGAAGUUAAUCAAGGCAAUUGAUGUGGCACACCCUGACAUUUGUAUUUUAACCUCUUUACUUGUCUUCAAAUGUGCAGUUUUUUGAAACUGUUGUCUGGAGUAGGUUACAUCUCUUGUGUGUGUUAGAUCAAACCAAAGAAGCCUCCAGCCAUGCACAAAUGCUGCUCCUAAAGCCUGCCUUCCAGUCCUUACAAAAUCCUUGCAGGAUUAAAUGUUAACUUUUUUAUUUUUGUACAGUUUCUAACUGAUUUUUGCUAGUGAUGUGAAUUGAAUUAAGUUUAUUUGAGGAGUCUGAGUACCUCCUUCAUUUAAAUAAACUGGUGACUUUCCUUUUAUGUUAAAAAAUAAAUAUAGAAACCCAAAGUGUGCCUCUCAGAUUUAAGGGUUUCUGGUUACAUUUAUUCUUAAAACCAGCAAUGAUUCUUUAUAUACAAAGAUAUGUUUUCCUUGUUUUUUAUUACUGUUAAAGAAAAAAAUAAAAACCUCUUUCUUUGCUCUGGAUCCAGUAACUGUGCUGGUACAUAAACGCACUGAGAAGACAAACUUUUGUUUGAAACUUUUGUAACAACUUAAGACUGUUUUUGUAUAUCAAAGUUGAUUCUUUUCAAAAUAUUUGGAUCUAGUUUCUAAGUUAUUUUAGUGUUUUAUAUGUUAUGAAAAAAUUACUUUGAAUUGUUCACCAGCAUAAGGAGUUAUCUGGAAUGCAAUGGUGACAGGUGUAAUGGGCUUUGAGCUACCUGGAGUAGCUUAUAGGGCCCCUGUUUUUUUCCUUCCUUAUUAGUAACUUGAUUAUUGAUUACAAUAAUAUCACAGAUUACCUGAACCCCCUUCCAUUAUAACUAGAUCCUCCCUUCCAACAUUUAAUUGCUAUUAGUGUGAAGAAACUGUUGAAAUGGGCAUUUUACUAUGAGUAUGGCUUAAAAAGGUAAAAAUGAGGAAAAAGCAAAAAAAAUAUAUAGAAGGUUAUCUGUGGGUCUGUGAGAUAUGGCUGUGGAAAGAUAUUGUAGUAGUUUUAACACUAUUGUUCUUACCUUUUAAAUCAUUUACCCAAUAAAA